This is a messenger RNA of Megachile rotundata (alfalfa leafcutting bee), 1646 nucleotides long. Its product is annotated as ubiquitin-conjugating enzyme E2 W. Lineage: Eukaryota; Metazoa; Arthropoda; Insecta; Hymenoptera; Megachilidae. The record is from RefSeq and is a predicted model, not a curated record.
GUUUGUGUCGCGGGUUGGAGUUGCGGCAGGGGUGAACAUUACCCACUGCACAAAGUCAACUACCAUAUUCUGACAUGUAAAGCUGAGCAAUAUUAAUUUUACAAUAUCAAAAUAACAUACAAAAAUUAUUUCUCAGAUUACAAGAUCACCGACAAAAAGUAAUAAUAACCUCUUCUACACCGAUUAAAACAGCACGCGAUACACAAUGUAAUUUGGAUAUGUUAUGUUGGCAACACAAACUCGACUCUUGUCGUUUCCACGAACCUCAAUUGAACGCUACCCUAAAAUUUUGUAGGGUAGAGUUCAAAUAAACCUUUGAUGUUUCCACCGUAAAAGCGUUCACCCCAACCCGACUCUAACCCGACUCUGACCCGAUUUGAACCCUCGAUGGAAAGUGAGGCAAUAAAAUUAUAUGUGAGCAGGUGAAAUAAAAUAGUAACAUACAUAUGUUGUAUAUUUGCCCCAGUAUCUAUAAGCACGGCUGUCAAGUCUGACUGAUUUACACAAAGUUCUUGCUACGACGCCUUGUAAGUGUGUGUUACUCUUUUUUUUAUGUGAGACAAACUAAAUACAAAAUUUGAAAAAAAAUGCAAAACACUAUCGUUACAAUAAUUUUACAUCCUUGAAACGAAGAAUGAACAAAGCAAGUAAUCUGUGUAAGUUGCAAUGAACAGCGGUUAUGUUUUUCAAUGGAAAGCGAUAUAACGACAAUGGCGGCAAUGUCUCCGUCGAAGCGGAGAUUGCAGAAAGAAUUAAUGUCUUUAAUACGUGAACCUCCACCAGGCGUACAUGUAGAUGAAGAUCUUGCUGGUCAAAAUUUAACACAAUGGAUUGUUCACAUGGAAGGUGCAAAGGGCACUUUAUAUGAAGGGGAACGAUUUCAGUUGCAAUUCAAAUUUAGUUCUAAAUAUCCAUUCGAUUCGCCAGAAGUAACAUUCAUAGGUGGAAAUAUACCAGUGCAUCCUCACGUAUAUAGUAAUGGUCACAUCUGCUUAUCCAUUCUAACUGAUGAUUGGUCUCCAGCUUUAAGCGUGCAGAGUGUUUGUUUAAGUAUUGUAUCAAUGUUAAGCAGUUGUAAAGAAAAGAAGAGGCCACCUGACAAUUUAUUUUACGUGAAAACAUGUAAUAAAAAUCCCAAGAAAACAAAGUGGUGGUAUCAUGAUGACAGUGUGUAACAGCAACUGCUAAAAUUCUUAACAACUUGUCAAUGAGCAGUUAUUGCUGGACCAAGUGGAAUGACAUUUUUUUUGUCUUAAAGUAAUUAAUAAAAUUUCAUAGAUGAAAUUGUUGAAAUAACUUCGUCACGUAUUUAAAAAAUUAGGUGCAUAAGUUAGAAAAAAAGCAAAGGCUACGUAUUACUUAUUAUUACAAUAAAAAAGUGAUGUAAAAUGUGUGAAUUAUCCAGUUAUAAAUUAUUACGAGGUUAUUAAAAGAAUAGUACAUGUUAUCCCACAGUUUAAUAGAGGAUCAUAAUUUACAAAAUGAGAAAAUGGCAGGAAAAAGUGCACGUACAAUAUUGAUAUGCAAUGAAAGUGUUUUAUUAUUUGUGUAGAAAGUGCACUGUACAAUGGUAUCAAAUUAAUAUAUUACAGUAAUCACUAUUAAUAGCAUACCUUUAAAAAUAUACAAUGUUAUCUCACUGGUUA